Messenger RNA from Cottoperca gobio, 2213 nucleotides. RefSeq names its product coagulation factor II (thrombin) receptor-like 1, tandem duplicate 2 (gene f2rl1.2). The record is from RefSeq and is a predicted model, not a curated record. Bases 146 to 1300 code for a protein of 384 amino acids. Lineage: Eukaryota; Metazoa; Chordata; Actinopteri; Perciformes; Bovichtidae. Gene Ontology annotation, biological process: phospholipase C-activating G protein-coupled receptor signaling pathway; positive regulation of Rho protein signal transduction; blood coagulation. Gene Ontology annotation, molecular function: thrombin-activated receptor activity. The transcript has 2 exons. Gene Ontology annotation, cellular component: plasma membrane.
GGCGGUUCAUGACGUACGGAACGUAGUCUGCUAUCAGGUAGUCUCGGGGUGUGUCUUUCAAGGUUGUAGGUGUUAUCCGACAUUAAAGAAGUUGUUGUAGGGAGACUGCUACAGAAGAGUAAAGCUCCGUGUAAACUACACAGACAUGGAUUUAACUCGGUUAUUGGCGCUAUUGUUGAUUUCCUGCUGCUUUUCUUCAAAUUCCGCAGGUAAAUCACGGGGGUUCUUUGGGGUAAAGGACCUUGAAAACCCAGAACAAGUUGUUGUGGACAAGGCAACAUCAGACAUACUGAAGAGUAAUCUCACCACGGUCUUCCUCCCUAUCGUCUACAUCAUCGUGUUUGUGGUAGGACUUCCUGCCAACGGCAUGGCCAUCUGGGUGUUUCUCUUCAGGACCAAAAAGAAGCACCCGUCGUCCAUCUACAUGGCCAAUUUAGCUCUGGCUGACCUGCUCUUUGUCAUUUGGAUACCCCUAAAAAUUUCCUACCAUUUGAACGGCAACAACUGGAUCUACGGCGAGCCGCUGUGCAAAGUCUUUGUGAGCUUCUUCUACGGAAACAUGUACUGCUCUGUCCUGUUCAUCGCCUGCCUCAGUGUGCAGAGGUACUGGGUGGUGGCUCACCCUCUGUCCCAGCAGAGGAAGAACAACAAAGUGGCUGUUGGAGUCUGCGUCGCCAUCUGGGCUUUCAUCUGGCUCACCAGCACGCCACUGUACCUAUAUGACCACACCGCCAAACUCAAAGACCCCAACAUCACCACCUGCCACGAUGUCAACAUCAUACAGGACGCCCUUAACCCAUUCCCCUCUGUGCAGCUCCCUUACUACUACUUCAUCUUCAUGGGAUUGGUGGUGUUCCUCAUCCCCUGCGUUGUGAUCAUCGUGGCUUACGUUCUGCUUCUCAGGGCUCUGGGAAACAGCAUGGAGGCCAGCACGGCAUCAAAGAACCGCAAUAGAGCCGUGGUGUUGAUCGUGACCGUCCUGGUGACGUUCCUAGUGUGCUUCAUCCCGAGUAACAUCAUGCUUGUGGUGCACUACUCUCUGCUGAAGGAUGGCGUGUUGAAUAAUGGUUACGGCUUCUACAUCUCCACCUUGUGCCUGGCCAGCCUCAACAGCAUCCUGGAUCCAUUUAUCUACUACUUUGUGUCCGAGGACUUCAGGAACCACGUGAAGAACACUCUGCGGUGCCGGAGCAGCAGGACGGUGGAGAGGAUGAGGGUUUCAUUCAGCUCCAUGCAAUACUCCAGGAAGAGCAAGGCGUACAUGUCGGAGAGUGGGAACACGCAGAGCAGCACCUGUUAGAGGAGCGACGGAUGAAGGAGAGCAAAGACAGACUCGGGUGGGAUAUCAUGCCUGUGCUUAUACUGAAAGCACGGCAUCACACAGACCGUGCAGCCCUGGGACACACAAAGGUCUCUAAUAAUGGCCCGUUAGUCAUAACCAGGUAACCUCAAAGAUUACCAAAGAUGAACAAUAAAUGUGAAGAUGACUGCUGGGAUGAGAGAGGAGUCCAGGACUUGUAUAUGAGCUGUUGUUUAAUGUUCAAAUGUGAAACAUGAAUACAUAUUUUCCGUUAUAUGUGUGUGUGUGUGUGUGUGUGUGUGUGUGUGUGUGUGUGUGUGUGUGCAUAUAUAUAUUGAGAGAAGGCUUGUUGAAGACUGAGAUGUAGUUCUCAGAAUAUUUGCCAAGAUUGUGACUGACUAGUUCACUGCACUGAAGACCAUUUAAAGUAGGGCUGCAAGUCGCGAUUAUUAUAUUAUCGAUUAAUCUGCCAAAUAUUUUCUCGAUUAAUCAAAUGGUAAAAAGAAAAGUCUUUGCCAGUUCCUCAAAUUCAAAGGUGAUAUCUUUUUUUUUUUUUUUUAAAUGUCUCGUUUGUCAUUCAAAACACAAAGAUAUUCAGUUUAAUAUGACAUAAAACAGAAAGAAGCAGGAAUUCUCCACAUGUGUGAGGCUGAAAGCAGCUUUGUCUGCCAUUUGUACAUGAAGAAUUACUUUUAACAAUUCAUUGAUUAUCAGAAAAUGAACAUCUGUAAUGAAAUGAACUGGAUGUGGAAUAUAACAAGUGACAACAGAACUUGCUUAAUAUUCAUUCCUGUUUUUCCUGCAGCCAACAUGUUUUAUCCCUCCAUUUUAAACCAUGUGUACUAAAGUGUUGAUUUACUUUUGAGUUUGGUGAUGCUGUUACAUCUUUUCUUAAAUAAAUGGUCAAAUGACA